Messenger RNA from [Candida] anglica, 1560 nucleotides. The record is from the annotation of a GenBank genome assembly. Lineage: Eukaryota; Fungi; Ascomycota; Pichiomycetes; Serinales; Debaryomycetaceae.
AUGACAGCUCCCAGGAAGCGGACCGAUGUGGUUUUAAUAGAAUCGGACGAAGAUGUGCCACCCACAAAGAUAGCCAAGCUGUCAAACGGUAACAGACGUAGAGAACCAUUAAGGAAACCCUAUAUGACAUCUGAUGUCGAUUCAUCUGACGAAGAUGUAUCAAAUUCUCAAGGAGAAGAGUUACAACAACUGCAAAAUCAAACACUUCAACAGGAUGUUUCAUCAUCCGAGUCUCCAUUUGGAUCUUCAUCAUCACCAGAAGAUUCUUCCUCAGAUUCAGAUAAUCCAAAUAAAUCAUCACUUGAACCAAUUUCAGUCGAAGAAUAUAAGGCUAGUGUUAGCGAGGCUGCCGCACUCGCAGGGGAAGAACAUCCACAAAGUAUUCAAGACCCAACACAGGUACCGCCUGAAGUUCGUCUUGAAACUAGAAAAUACCUUAAAGCAAACGGAAUAAUGAACUUUUUGGAUAAAUAUUUACCAACUACUGCAUCUGCAGAUGAUAUACUCAGUUUGAUUCUUAGAUUAGGUUUUCUUCCAAAGGACAUAGGCGAAUAUGAAGAUGAAGACAAUCUAAUUAGAUUAAUUCAAAUCCUUAAUCUUGCGAUGAAGAAAACUUUAAGUAUGAGAAAUAGACUUUCUGAUUUUAAUACAAUGGAUGAUUUACUUGCCAAAAUUGAAUCUUCGAAAAAAAUCAUGGUUAUUACUGGUGCUGGUAUUUCAACAUCUCUUGGUAUACCUGAUUUCCGUUCUUCAAAGGGGUUUUAUUCUCAAUUACAACAUUUAGGAUUAUCAGAUCCACAAGAAGUAUUUGAUUUAGAUUUUUUUCAUACAGAUCCUACUAUUUUCUAUCUGAUUGCCCAUAUGAUUCUCCCACCAGAGAAUUCAUACACACCAUUGCACACAUUCAUUAAGUUAUUACAAGAUAAGGGUAAAUUGUUACGUAAUUAUACUCAAAAUAUUGAUAAUCUUGAAGGAACAGUUGGGAUAGAACCUGAACGUUUAAUUCAAUGUCAUGGAUCCUUUGCAUAUGCGCUGUGUAUUACUUGUGGAUAUCAAGUGAAAGGAGAUGUGAUUUUCCCUGAAAUUAGAAAGAAAGAAAUUGCAUAUUGUCCAAAAUGUUCACCAAAGAGGAAAAAAUUACUUGCUAAAGAUGAUGUAUACGUUCAAGAAAGUUUUGGAGUUAUGAAGCCAGACAUUACAUUUUUCGGAGAACCAUUACCAUCUAGGUUUCAUAAAAUGAUCAAACAAGAUAUUGUAGAUUGUGAUUUACUUAUAUGUGUUGGUACAUCACUUAAAGUGGCUCCAGUUUCACAUAUUCUUGAUAGAGUACCGGAAGAUAUUCCACAGAUUUUAAUUAAUAAGGAUCCCAUUGAUCAUUUCAAUCUUGAUAUCAGUUUAUUGGGAUAUUGUGACGAGGCUGCCAGCUAUUUAUGUAACAAAUUAGGAUGGAAUCUCCCGCAUAAAGAUUACGAUAGUAUUCGUGGACCAAAUGGUAGUAACCUUACGCUUGAGACAUUAGAUGCAGUAAAUGGGGUGUUCCAGGUGAACAAGAAGAAUUAA